UCGCUGGGUGUCCAAAAUGAUUGGAAAAAUACCCGUUUCUGUAGUCUUCAUUUCGACGCUGGUAAAAAUCCAAGUUGUUUGGGUUAAGUCACACGUGUCACAAGAACUUCCAGUCCAGCACGGCGUCCAGUUUGUGGGAGUCGGCUACAACAUUUUAGAUGGAAAUCCUGAAGGGGGCGACUUGACCACUGGAGGGGUCGACCCUGGUCUUUUAGUCAGUCGGCGAAUCUUUCAGUUUACUUUUGACCAGGGGCACAAAACCGCAGACCAGCUGCAUCGAAUUCCUGACGAAGUUGUGUUUGUCAGGCGAAGUAGCGCCUUCCAAAAAUCAUCCCUUACAACGUUCCAUGGUACGGAAAGCUACGCUUCAAAACUGGCUGCACAGGUUGAAGUAGGGGGUGGAUAUGAAGGCGCCACAGCUAGUGUUCAAUUUGCUGCAAGUGCUCGUUACCAAAAUGUGAAAAAGAAAACUUCUGGUGAGGGAUCGGUGUUCUUAAGCAAUGAGACCAUAUCAAACUUUGGGGAAGCACGCUACAGGACAGAACUAAUGAGAACGGGGAAUCAAUCACUCAAUACAGGCUUUGUGGCUGACGCUUGUCUGCUUCCAGAAACCUACACCGAAGAAACAAAGCAUCAAUAUAUGAAAUUUAUGGACGAUUGGGGAACGCACGUUGUAGUUCGAGUAUCUUUGGGAAUGAAAGAAGGCGAACACUAUGAAGAAAAUCGAUCAUCCUUCGUCAACUUUGCAGCUACAAAUGUAGGAGGUAGCAUCUCUGCUUCUGGUGCCUAUAUGGGAUUCAGUGCGUCCUUAUCGGUUGAUAUGGAAUCUUUCAACAGUGAUUUGAAUAGUGACACUCAGUUCGGCAAGGAGGCAUCAAGCUACAGGAUAGGAAGUGAGACAUUUAAUGAACCUAUAAGUAUCGAACUGAUAGCCAUGCCGGAGAUCUUUGAGUCAGACUACUGGACUGGAUUGGAUGACUAUAUAUCUGAAGGGCACUGUACUCCUUCUUUUAAUCAGACUAAAGUGAAGGAAAACAUGGAUAAGGCUUUGCUGGGGUUCGCCAAAUGGCGCGAAAUUGACAAUAGCACAAAUCCAUCCAUCAGAAUUCCUCUGACGUGGCCGGAUGGGAAGUAUGGUCUUCCUAGACCUUACAAUGGGUGCCCUUCAAGAGACUGGGAAAAGGGAUCUCGCUGGCAAGUAGGACUACCUACCAAUAAGAACAUCUUAGGCCUUACUGACACAAAUAUGUACCUUGCUGGUUGGGUUUGGGAGCAUUCAUCGAGACAAGAAUUCUGCAUAAAAACCGUUUCUGAAAUCCAAGGUUCUAGAUGGCAGUGGCAGCCUGGUUCAUACUGUAUCUACCGAUACGGUUCAAGAUGCCCACAAGGCUUCACUUCUAGUUACAUAGACUGGAAUUAUGGGGAUGGCGUACAUUUGGCCGAUGAGGGCGUGGUGCCAGCUGGAACACAGACUAAACAAGAGUUCUGCUGCCGAGCAGAUAACACCGCGACACAGGCAAUACACUUACCCACCGAUUCCAACUUUAUGCUUCUGACAGUUUUUGAUACCUGUCAACAAGUAAACGGUAUGAGUGUGAAGAAGCUGUGGCUAUACCUUGCGACUGACCAGACGACUCAACACGAGCCUCAGGACGAGGGUCCUGGCGCUCAAGUGGAUACAGAAGGAGUGACAUUAAACUUCUGCUACUACUACACUGAUCCUAAUGACAUUGUGUUCUCUCAUGAGAAAAUGACUACACAGGCUGUAGUGGAGGUAAUAAAAUUACAAAAUGCCUACUUAAACGUAGCAAUGCAGGGCUGAUGGAGUACAUGGGUAAUGUCACUACCAGAGCAGGCAGGGUGGCCGACAAACUUCUCCAUGUUACCGAAUUAUCAACACAUUGUUUGUUCCGACCGAGCGAAGCGAGCAAUGAAAAAACGUCUCCAUUUUCAUUGAUUGCCACAUUAGGGUACAUUAACAUCAAAUAUUAAAAAAGAAGCAUCCACAUAAAAAAAAUGAAGAGAAAGACAAAAAGAUAAAUGAAACAAAAGCAUAUUUUACAGUGAUAAAUGUUAUUAAUCAUCAUGAUGAGAAUCACUGGAAGACAUCAUUAUCAAUGCAUUUAAUUCAGGCAACAAAAGUCUUGUGUUGUAAUGAUAGUAAUAGUAUAGGGCCUAGAAAACGCAUUUCACAUCUGUACCAUAGCACUUUAGUUUUUACCAACGAACGUAGAGGGCAGCAACACACGGCAGUGUUGCACUGCCACUGAUCUCUCCACAUAUAUAUACUGAUACAUCUCUGUCUCUCCACUAACCUCGUGGAGAGAUCAGUGUGCACCACAGAAAUACAAUAGUUAACAAUAGACCAGUUCGUAGUUACUUCAUGGGCAAUUUUGGUCAAAUGACCUUUCAUUUCUUUCAUC
Lytechinus variegatus (green sea urchin) is the source of this 2423-nucleotide messenger RNA. RefSeq lists its product as uncharacterized. Gene Ontology annotation, molecular function: wide pore channel activity. Gene Ontology annotation, cellular component: membrane. Bases 17 to 1822 code for a protein of 601 amino acids. Lineage: Eukaryota; Metazoa; Echinodermata; Echinoidea; Temnopleuroida; Toxopneustidae. The record is from RefSeq and is a predicted model, not a curated record. The transcript is spliced from 9 exons.